UUAUUUUCAAUUGUACAAAGUACAACACAACAAGGCAAAACUUCCCAUCUCUAAGAAAAUAUAAUGAUAUUUACAAAUUCUUUGAAAAAGAAAACAUCAGCGCGUACCAAACACUAAUUGACUUCAUCGACGAAAUUGAUGUAAAGCUAUCAACAGUACUCCAACAUCUUCUAUUCUUUGACUUGGCAAUUUCCACCUUCAAAAGGCGGGCGGCCAAAUAAUCCCACGCUACUCACGGGUAGCUUGGUAACUUAAAUCCUAAAAAAAAAAAAAAAAAAAUCAAACCGGUACAAUGCGCGAUGAAAUAUUGGAUCCCAAGAAUCUGGUUAAGAACCGGGAAAUACUGUACCGACUGAUGAUAAGCCAGCUGAUGUACGAUGGCUUGGAGAAGUUCGCCAUGGAGCUGUCGAUGCUGGUCAAGGCAGAUCAGUGCGCCCCGAGCGAGCGACUGCUGCAUGUGAUGAUAUCCGGAAUGCAGACAUUGUCCGACAAGGAGAAACUCAAUUCCGACGACGUCCUGCCUGGCAUAGAUCUCGAGUUUGAGCCCGAAGCAUCCGCCCUGGCGCCGGAGCCGCACUCCUAUGAAACGGCCUACGUGACGUCCCACAAGCAUGCUUGCCGUGCCGGCGCCUUCAGUUACGACGGCUCUCUGGUGGCCACCGGCAGUGUGGAUGCCAGCAUCAAGAUUUUGGAUGUGGAGCGUAUGCUGGCCAAGUCUGCGCCAGACGAAUGUGAGCCGGGUCGCGAGCAACAGGGUCAUCCGGUUAUACGCACCCUGUAUGACCACACCGAUGAGGUGUCCUAUCUGGAGUUUCAUCCCAAGGAGCACAUCCUGGCAUCGGCAUCGCGUGAUGGCACUGUCAAACUGUUUGACAUCGCCAAGCCAUCGGUAAAGAAGGCCCACAAAGUAUUUACCGACUGUGAGCCGGUUUUGUGUCUGUCGUUUCAUCCCACUGGCGACUACAUAGCCAUCGGCACGGAGCACAAUGUUCUGCGUGUGUACGAUGUGCACACCACGCAGUGUUUCGUUAGCGCUAUUCCCUCGCAGCAGCAUAAGGCCGGGGUCACGUGUGUGAAGUAUUCGCCCACAGCCAAAUUAUAUGCGACGGGCAGCUAUGAUGGCGACAUCAAGGUCUGGGAUGGCAUCAGUGGCCGUUGCAUCAACACCAUUGCCGAGGCCCAUGGCGGGGCGGCCAUUUGCUCCCUGCAAUUCACACGAAACGGCAAGUAUCUGCUAUCUUCGGGCAUGGAUUCGCUUGUCUACCUGUGGGAGCUCUGCACCAGUCGACCCAUACAAACGUACACGGGCGCCGGCACCACCGGCAAGCAGGAGAACCAAACCGAGGCCGUCUUUAACCACACCGAGGACUAUGUCCUCUUUCCCGACGAGGCAACGACAUCUCUGUGCUCCUGGAAUUCGCGCAACGGCUGUAGGCUAACGCUCAACUCUCUGGGCCACAACGGACCUGUACGCUACAUCACCCAUUCGCCCAAUUCGCCCGCGUUCCUAACCUGCUCCGAUGACUUUCGUGCACGCUUCUGGUAUCGGAGGGCCACCAAUCAAUAAUUUUUACCAUAGAAAGUGGAAGAAAUUUCGGAAAAAAAUAAACUAUUUAAGAAUGAAAACUACUCGCAAUUUGAAUGACUAAUUUUCCUCGAAUAUUAGUAUAAGAUGAAUUAUUCGGUAACAUGUGUCGCGCGUCAUGCAGCAGCGCCCAUCGGUCGGUUGGGCGAAGGGCUGUGUUUCUGUCGUAAAGGCUACUCAAUGGUCCAGUCAUUGCAUAUAAACGUUCAAUGUAAUUAAAAGCAAAACAAAAAAAUCAGAUGUAGCAUCUUUGGUGUAGUAUCAUCGGUUAUUUUUAGUAAAAUUCUCUUUAUUUUAUGAACUCCUUCAAGUGUCUCUCCAUGAAUCGAAUCGUAAGCCUAGACUCCACUCUCGCGUCUUGAUCUGUAAUAUCUGUAAUAGUAUAAUAUCUAUCGGAUUGAGCGCAUUGUAAGUUGUAAGUCGUAAUGGUUGCCAUUUAAGUAAAUUGUUUAUGUGAC
Molecule: messenger RNA, 2043 nt
Organism: Drosophila miranda
Lineage: Eukaryota; Metazoa; Arthropoda; Insecta; Diptera; Drosophilidae
Gene: CstF50
Product: cleavage stimulation factor subunit 1
Exons: 3
Coding region: 293-1567 (424 amino acids)
Biological process (GO): mRNA 3'-end processing
Cellular component (GO): mRNA cleavage stimulating factor complex
Molecular function (GO): RNA binding; protein binding
Source: RefSeq, a predicted model, not a curated record